Molecule: messenger RNA, 1392 nt
Organism: Cyphellophora attinorum
Lineage: Eukaryota; Fungi; Ascomycota; Eurotiomycetes; Chaetothyriales; Cyphellophoraceae
Exons: 1
Coding region: 1-1392 (463 amino acids)
Source: RefSeq, a predicted model, not a curated record
AUGGCGCAAGUCGCCCGAAGUACCACCCCUCCCAAACGUCUAGGCAUAGCACCUGUCCUGUCACCGAGCCGCAUACCUCCUCCAGACAUUUUGGGUCUCUCGACAUCGCUACAAGGACAUGUUGGUCUCGACGUCUUCUCUCCGGUUGAUCAGAAUGGCAGCUUCUGCUUUGAUCGCGUCAUUAAGAGCAGCAAGGUCAACCGUCGAGUGAAGAAGAAGGGUGCCUUCCGCGCCAGUUGGAAACCUACAUAUCUUGUGCUACGGCCAAAUCUUCUCUCCAUCUAUGGAAACGCGGACGAAACAGACCUGCGAGACUCCGUUGGCUUGUCAGAUAUCACCGCAAUCGCGCGCGUGCGUAAGUCGCGCCAUGACAAUGUCUUCGGAGUGUUCAGUCCAUCCAAGAAUUACCACUUCCAGGCCGCCUCUGAAAGGGAUGCCAUUGACUGGGUCAGCCAGAUACGUCUCGAGGCACGUAUCGACGGCGGCGAAUCGCAAGAUCCAACACUCGAGCCCCCAGCGCCGCAAUUCUCGCGAACUGCCGCAAACGAUUCCUCUCAAUCCUACGGCUACGACACGACUGAUGUGUCUGCUGAUGAGUCACCUGACGCUUCGGCUUCUCCAGAGCAGCGACGGAAAACCACCUCCAGCCGUCCACGUACGCACUCAAACAUAGAGCCUUACACGUCGGGACCAGACUUCAACACAUCGCACAGUGACUUCAGCGACUUCCAGCCAGGCACGUCGCUGCCAAAGAAUCUGCCCAGUGCCAGUCGCCCGCUGUCGCCGAUCCCGUCGGCCAAUGCUCUUCGCCCUGCGAUGACUGAGCGAAAUCCAUCGCAAUUUUCAAUUACACAUGAUACACAGCACUCUCGACGGCCGCCGCAAUCUUCGGGCGGAAUACCCGCCACGCCAGCCACAGCUUACGACCAGCGGGACCCCUUGCGACCCAUCCGCCAGGGUUUCCUGACUGUCCUGUCGUCCAAACCGGCAGGUAUCAAAUCUUGGAAGAGCCUGUUCGCUGUCCUGCGGCCCAAGAAUCUCUCGUUCUACAAGAACGAGAACGAGUACUCGGUGUUGAGAAUGAUCUCUGCGUCCAGCAUCAUCGAAGCGGUGGAGAUCGACCCUGUGAGUCGUAGUCGCGUGUAUUGUUUCGAAGUCAUCGCCGAGGAAAAGGUUGUUCGGUGCUGUGUGAAAAGCGAAGCCGAGCUUGAGGGCUGGCUAGGUGCGUUUAAAAGCGUCAUCAUGGGCGUCAAGCGCGAAAGAGAAAGGGAGCUGGAAUUAUGGACGGAGAAGGAGCGCUUCAAAGACAAGGAGAAAAUGAAAGAAGUGAGCGCGGGAAGUGGCUCGUCACCAAUGGUGGUGGAAGGUAUGAACAGGCUGAGCGUGCAUUAG